AUGGGUCAGGAUGAAAACCUUGAAGCGUCGCUUGCGCAUAUUAUACUGUGCUGUGUGGCGGGAAGAGGGAUCAGCCGAUGGUCGUCAAGGUCUUUCAUACAUCCAGGAAUGCACGCCAAUUUCUUCAUACACGGACUUCUUGGACUAAUUAACUUUCAAAGUUCGGCAUUUGGGAGCGAUGUCAGCGCAGCCUACAAAUUGAGUGUCAAAGCGACGCGUUACCUCGCCCUGCCCUGUCUCAUGGCGGACAUGUACAGGGGGCCUCUAACUGGCAACGAUUCCCUGGUAGCCAUUCACUUGGCGUCCGGAUUAAUUCCAAUGUUACUUGCAGUGAGCGGAAAGGACAAUCCGCAUUUGGGUAAUUUAAUGGUAGCGGCCAAUAUAAUCUCUCUGGUACAUUUCUCUGUCCAGAAUUCGAGAGAUUGGGGUUAUUAUACGGCUUUGGCGGGGUUUUUGGCGUAUUUUGGAGCGACUAAUGCUGGUCACCCCAUCUUUUAUCCAAUAGCGUUAGCCGUUAUGGAGUACUUUGCGUACAGGCUGUACCAUUACGAGCCACCGCCGAGGAGGUAG
This is a messenger RNA of Amyelois transitella, 570 nucleotides long. RefSeq lists its product as uncharacterized. NCBI's taxonomy places the organism in Eukaryota, Metazoa, Arthropoda, Insecta, Lepidoptera, Pyralidae. The transcript has 2 exons. Bases 1 to 570 code for a protein of 189 amino acids. The record is from RefSeq and is a predicted model, not a curated record.